UAAGAACAUCAGUAAGAAAUGAAAAUGGCGACGAGUAGUGGAAGGUGCAGCGUCGAGCCACCACUCUUUGGCCCUCACACUGGCCACGACCCUAUUAAGGCACUCUACCCCAUGGUUAAUGAAGAGGAGACGCCCCUUCCAAGGUGUUGGAGCAGCAAGGACAAGUACAGCUUCAUCGGUUUAACACAAAAUAAUCUCAGAGUUCACUAUAAGGGGCACGGCAAGAAUCACAAAGAUGCAGCUAGUGUCCGUGCCACGAAUCCAAUACCAGCUGCCUGUGGUCUCUAUUAUUAUGAGGUCAAAAUUGUCAGUAAAGGCAGAGAUGGGAUAAAUACAGACAUGCCUUCUAAAAAGAAAAAUGGAGAUGUCAGGAUGUCGCCAGUGAAUCCUGGCCUCAGGGAUGACUUGCUGCCUGAAUUCGUGUACAUGGGUAUAGGUCUUUCAUCACAAGGUGUCAAUAUGAACCGUUUGCCGGGGUGGGACAAAAAUUCCUUUGGCUAUCACGGUGAUGACGGGCAUUCCUUUUGUUCCUCGGGUAGUGGCCAUCCUUACGGCCCAACAUUUACCACAGGUGAUGUAAUUGGCUGUGGUAUCAACCUCAUCGAUAAUGUUUGUUUCUACACAAAAAAUGGACAUUACCUUGGUGUAGCAUUUACAGAUUUACCGCCCCAGUUAUACCCGACAGUAGGGUUACAAACUCCAGGGGAGGUAGUAGAUGCAAAUUUCGGUCAGGCCCCUUUUGUUUUCGACAUUGGAGAAAUGAUGCGUGAGUCACAGUGCCGUGUGCGGACGACAAUCCAAAACUUCCCUGUCCCGGAUACCUAUGGACAGUGGCAAACUAUGCUCCAUAGAAUGGUGUCCACGUACCUUGUCCAUCAUGGUUACUGUGCCACAGCGGAAGCCUUUGCCAGAUCCACUAGUCAAGAUUUUGAUGAGGAACUCACCUCUAUAAAAAAUAGACAAAAGAUCCAGAAACUAGUGUUGGGAGGGCGCUUGGGUGAGGCUAUAGAAACAGUGCAACAGCUUUAUCCAGGGUUACUGGAGAACAAUCACAAUCUACUCUUUAUGUUGAAGGUGCGACAGUUUAUAGAAAUGGUAAACGGUACAGACACCGAAGUUCGAGGUGUUUCAAGGUCUCCGUCUCGACCUCCCACUCACGAGUCCUCGCCCUCACCUCCCUGUUGGUCCAAUGGCAGGACAACAGAUCCAGUGCCUGGCACAUCGUCCACACCUCCCUCCUCCUCCACCACUUCCACACCUGUCAUUCAGCAGCACACAUCAGUCAUCCAGUCCACCAAGAAUGUUAUAAGUAGUGGGCAGACUUCUGCCUCGCCUGUCACCACUGAGGAGCUCAAUCAGCGCAAUGCUCAGGAUCUCCGAGCCAGCAGCCCGCCCAGUGCUACAAACGGCACCACUCCAGUUAUUCACCUUCCAGUGCCCUCUGGUUCCUCCUCCUCCUCCUCGUCGUCGUCAACAUCGUCUAAUUCAUCAUCAAAUAUGCAUGACAGUGAUACAGAGAUGGAAUGUAUGGAAGCAAAUAGUCACCAUUUACAAGAAACCAAUAAUAGCCUUGGAGAUACAAGUCAUAGUAAUGGCUUUUCUAACGGCUUUUCCAAAGAUAUUGACAUUCAGGAUGAUGAAAAUGAGGAAGCUAUGGAAGUUGAAAACAGUGUUGGCAGCAGAAAAAUGUGCGGCGGCAACCCAGAUGCGAUAGGGCGCAUGUUGGCCUUUGGGAAAGAGGUUCAACACAUGAGCCAGGUUCUGCGGAGAGAAUUAGGCAAGAACGAUCACAACAAGAAAAUACUUCAAGAUGCUUUUAGUCUUCUAGCAUACAAUGACCCUUGGAAUAGUCCUGUUGGUUGGCAGUUAGAUCCAUUACAACGGGAACCUGUAUGUCAGUCUUUAAAUUCUGCAAUUUUAGAGUCUCAUCACUUGCCAAGAAGACCCCCUCUAGAGAUCUGUGUGGCGCACACAAAGCAGCUGAUCAGUCUGAUGUCCCGUUCGGGUAUUGGGUCGUGUGCCUUCGCCAGCGUAGAUUCUUUACUCGGCAGCCAACAGUGACACUCCCUUUGUGGGCCCUUAGCUACUCUCUCAGGGGCCACCAAGCCACUUAUCUCAUGUUUUGGACUGAAUUCCACAACAUAUUUUAAAGUCUGCUUGGCAAAGUCCAUAUCACAAGCAGUCAGUGAUGUUUUUGAGGGACAUACCCAAUCAAAUUGCUGAUAAAAAUAGCUCAAGUGCAUCUUUUACAAGUUAAACUCGGUUGACACCAUGGAAUUCGGGACAUUUUAUCUUGCUCUGGAGUCAGGGAAAUGCUUCAUUAACCUCAAGUGAAUUAAGAAGGAAUAAUUUCUUCGAUACGCUCAAGGUUUAUUGUACAUAGGUUUAAUUAUUUCCUUUAAUUGUAGCCCACCAUCAAGCUUGCUCAUGGUGAUGAGGCAAGCUGCUAUGAGCAUUAAAAACAUUUUCUGCAAGGUUGAUGAGGUAUAUUGACCCUUAUUGGAAAACUAAAUGCUACAGGUCAUGUUGCCAUUAAUACUUUUCUGUAUUUUAAUUGUGGGAGUGUGAAUCAUUUCCUUGACAAAGGAAGCAAUCAUUGUAGAUCUCUAAAUCAGAAAGUGGAAUGUUGACUUUAUUUUUUACAGAUGUUCAAUUAAGUUAUUCCACACAGUUGUGAUGCCAUUGUGUGACGUGCAGUAUUGGUUACGAGUACUGUAUUUAGUUACGAGCAAAUGAAUGCAAGGUGAAUACAUGCAUCUUGGUUAUGCCUUUGUUAGUUCUCAUAUUUAUUGUAUCUCCUUUUGCAGCAUUUUAUUUUCUUUGGAAAGGCAACUAUGGUAGUCUUGAGUUUUAUCAUGACAUUGAAAAUACAUCAAAAAUAAAUGCACCAUAAAUGCCAAGGCAUCAGGUGGAGACUGUGUGGGCAGCCUGAGGUCACUUUCACAUUAUAAUUUAGGACGGGUUAUGUGCAAAACAAAAAUAUAAAGCGGCAUUCUCUCUCUUGCACCUGUAUAGUUGUGAAGCAUUGUUUAAAUAUGUACUAUUUCACAGAUCAAUGGUCAAAAUCUAAAUUUGUUUUUAGUUACAUGUGGUUUUCAGUCUGGUAGCGUGCAGCUCGGCAGAAAUGCUUGCCAGUCACUGAGGGCAAACCCAUUCUGUAAGGCAUGAAAUCUUGUUUCCUUGGUUAUAAAUUUUAUAAAAGGGUCAUUAGCACACAUCUUUGUGUAAACACAGCAGAAAGUGGCUUGUUUGCACUAGUAUAUUCUCAAUUGGAGCUUAACCUUUUAUUCAUUUUCAUUUUACAACAGUUCUCAGCCAAAGUUGCUGAACAAGCAACCAGUCGUGGUUAAAGUAACCUGCUCACAAAACCAUGGGGGUUGCAGCUCUCUCUCGUAGAUGCUUUUAAAAUUGAAGUGAAAAAUAUGAACAAUAUUGCAUAGAAUUUAGGACUGUGGUAAGUGUAAAUUUAAUUUGCUUUGUGAUAACAAGGAUAACUGAAGUGACGAAACGGUUAAGGAAUUACUAUUGUGUAUGUAUGAGUGAGCAGGUUUUCCUAUACAGGAUAACCCUAUUCAUACAGCACUAUAUAUGGCACCAGUCGUCCUUCCCUUACGCAACUGUUGUACAAGAAUGGUGGAGCAGCAGUCAAAGCACCAAACAUAAUAAACAAUGGCUCAAUUGAUAGCCAACAAAAAUGCGGAAUACUGUAAAGAUGUGCUGUAUAUGCGGGGGCCUCCGUAUUGGCCACUGCUGUUUGGUUUAUUGAAUGUGAAUUAGGAGGUUUCACCUGAUGCACUCAGUCCUUCACUUCUGCACUAUGAUCACAUACAUUUGUCAACUUAAAUUCACAAAGGAGAAUAGUCCUCCUUUCCUGAUAAGUAAUAAAAAUCUGUCUAGGUAAUGAGUCUUUUACAAUAUACACACAAACACACAACCAAAAUAAUAACUCAACUCUUCUUGAGGAAAGCUGGGAAUUAUUAUUUGUAAGUCAUAAUAAUAGUAACUGAUUUUGCAAAUGCUCACAUAUUAACCUGCAAGACCAGAGAGUUUUAACUCUGAUGUUGAGUUUAUUCUGCGGUGAAGCUGAAUCAGAGACAAGAAUGAACCUUUUGUUUAACAGUGAUUUGCUUUCAGCGGAGAUUUUUAAGCACCAACAGAGCUCCGUUGAUAAGGAAAUUCUGUUCAGUAAAAGAUGAACUAUGCACAUGUGUCUGAUUCUUUGUUUUUCAGCCUCUGCAAAACAUGUGUCUGAUUCUUUGUUUUUCAGCCUCUGCAAAACAUGUGUCUGAUCCUUCGUUUUUCAGCCUCUGCAAAACAUGUGUCUGAUCCUUCGUUUUUCAGCCUCUGCAAAACAUGUGUCUGAUCCUUCGUUUUUCAGCCUCUGCAAAACAUGUGUCUGAUCCUUCGUUUUUCAGCCUCUGCAAAACAUGUGUCUGAUCCUUCGUUUUUCAGCCUCUGCAAAACAUUGCAUUCAGUGAAGGUUUUGUGUUGUGGUGCCUCUUAUUCUCUAACCUUGUGCAAGUCCGUCUUGGUGUUGCCAUUCUCUCUUGAAAUUGGGUCAGUGAUAUAUUUUGGAAUAUUAACGUUAAAUAACAUUUCUGUCUCCCUAAAAGGUGCUCAUUACUUUAUUUUAGUUAGAUUACACCCUCAGACUUUAAGAGUACAAGGUGUGCAAGCUUCAUCAGCCAUAGAGUUUGACAGUAACAAGGUAUUGUAUACUAAUUAUUGCCUCCUGGCUGAAAGUAACAAGUAGCGAAUGAUAUACAAAUUUGAAUGAAGAAUCACGAGUCUAAUAGAGUAGGGUUAUAUUAGGGUAAUUAUAACAGAAAGAUAAUUUAUUGGUUAUAUUUUGAGGAAGAGGAAUUUGUGUGGAUGAUGGCGUGCCUGUACUUGAGCAAGAUUGAUUAUAUAUGACUUGGAAGGGGUUUGUUAUUGUUGCAGAAUGAUGUUCUUCAUUAUGAUGCAUGCAGGUUGUUGAGAAUGGAUGCCAAAUCAUGUUUAAAUAUUUUUUUUAUUGCUGUAAACAUUACUGAAGUAUAUAGAGUAUAGCUAACCAAAUUUGAUGAGGUUAACCAGUUUUUUUCUUAUAAAUUAGUGAAUAUCCAUUGCUUCCUGCUGUCAGUGCUUGUGAUGAUGAUGAUGAUGAUGAUGAUGAUGAUGAUGAGUGCAUUUUAAAAACCAUAUUGUUAACUUUUAGUAGUUUUCCUCCCAGUAAAUCACAAGCUUUACACAUUAUAAGUUUUAUUUAGAAGAUUUCCUUUGUUUUUAAAAAAAGCGGAAAUUCAUUUUCAUCCAAAAUUAGAGCCUAUAUAAUAGACUGCCAACAAAUAUAAUACAGAACUCAAAUAACUAAUUGACACUGUACCUAAAAAAUCUAUUUACAGUACACAUAACUCACGUAAAAAUGCUGUUGUAAUGUUAAUGCAUUUUUCAGUAUUUUCAAUAUUGCCAUUACAGAUACAUAGUCUUUGAUAAACAAAUUAUGUAAUAGCAAGGAUUAACUUGAACAAAUACAUGAUAUAAAAAGAUUACGUUGUUUGUCUAACCUCACAGAAAAUUGCGAUAAAUUUCUGGAAUAAAUGUAUGUAGACGCUUACAAAGAAAGUGAUUGUGUGAAUGAUGGUGUAAGUGUUUCUUUUUUGGGUCACCCUGCCUCAGUGGGAGAUGGCUGGCAUGUUAAAAAAGAAAGGUUAUUAAUAGGGUUAUAUUUGUUCAGAUCUGUAAUGUCGGCAUGCCUCUGGCAAGACGGUAGUGGCGUGAGUGGCGGUGAAGGUGUUUCUUCUUUUUUGGGUCUCCCUACCCUGGUGGGAGACAGUUGGUGUGUUAAAACAAAAAGGUACAAUACCGUGACUGGAACAAUACAUAGAUAACCCGGAUACAAAAGAAUGAAAUAUAUGAUGAUGUUUUAGUCCAACUUGACACACUGUAACACACUGACACGUGAAGGUAAGGGAGCCAGUAUGUAUACUGCGUACUGACUCCCUUACCUUCAUGUGUUAGUGUGACUAAUUAAUGGUUCAAGUCGGUCCAAAAUGUCUUUGUAUUUUUCUUUUUCCUAUGUGCGGGUUACUUAUGUACUGUAAGAAAAUAAACAUUAAAUUUAUAGCUACACAACUAUUUGUUGUUUCCCGUCACAGUCUAAUCUAUCAUUUAAUAUUUUUAAGUUUCUGGUUUAUUUUUUGACUUGUGAAGACUGUAUGCUCUGGCAGGGCAGCUAUUGAUUGAAUAAUGGUGAAUGUGUUUCCUUUUUUGGGUCACCCUGUCUUGGGAAAUGCUGAUGUAAAAAAAAAAAAUAAUUCCCAUGGCUGUACAACUUUAAAUCUCUGACCUGUGUGUCUUUCCUGAUGGUUAUUUCUAUAUUUGUGGAGAUGUGUCAAACCCAUAUGGGUCAUACAGCACCUGGGAAUUAUUAGGCAUUCUGGUUUGAUCCAAGGAAGGGUGGCUCCAAAUCCUUGGACCAAGAAACUUUUUUUUUAUGAUACUCUGUCUCCCACUGAGGCAGGGUGACCCAACAGAAGAAAACACUUUAACUAUCACUCAUUCAACCUCUGCCUUGCUAGAAGGGUGCUGACAUCACAGUUCGAAUGACCCUUUAAGCUGCAAUAUAUUUAUGGGGAAGCCUUAAACCCACAGGGGGCAUACAGUACCCGAGGAAUGGGAGGUAGUUAGGUUUGACCUGUAGAAAGGGACAGUUAUUUCAGGUCCUUGGAUCAUGUAUCAUUCAGUAUCAACACUUCACUUGAAAGGUCAUCUUGUUGAUCAUGUCACAAAAUCUCUCUCCAUUAAUAUUUUCUACUCAACGUGCACAUAGGAGAGAGGAGCUUACGAUGACGUUUCGGUCCGACUUGGACCAUUUACAAAGUCACACCUCUUCUUUUUGAUUAUAAUAAUAAUACAAAGUCACACCGACUGAAAAAGUCAUCGUAGGUUCCUGUCUCCUAUGUGCGGGUUGUUUGUGUAUUGUUCCAGUCAUGAUAUUGUUUCUUUUUGUUAUUUAAUAUAAUUUUCUAACUUACAUAUGGUUACCAUGUCUCUGCCAUAAAACUGGGUUUUUUGAGUGUGUGUUUUCAGCAUUAAUAUUAUUAGCAUUUUUAUUAGCAUUGGGAGCUAUGUUAUAGCUCAUCUUUGGAUUUUUUCCAUCUUGCUGAUGAGUUUUAGUUGUGGAAACCAUCCCAACUCUAAAUUUUGCUUUAUAUCUGUUGUGAAGAGCAGUGCCUGCACUCUGGAGGAGUAGUAAGGAUGCUGCAGGACUGGAUGUGGGAAGGGCAGUGCCUGCACUCUGGAGGAGUGGUAAGGAUGCUGCAGGACUGGAUGUUUGAAGGGCAGUGCCUGCACUCUGGAGGAUGCAUGAGGAUGUUGCAGGACUGGAAGUGAGAAGUACAGUGCCUGCACUCUGAAGGAUGCAUGGGGAUGUUGCAAGACUGGAGGUGAGAAGUACAGUGCCUGCCCUCUGAAGGAUGAGUGAGGAUGUUGCAUUCAGAGGGUAGUAAUCAGAUGUCAGAACACUUUUGGAAAGAGCAAUUGAAUGAAUGAUGGUGAACGUAUUUUCUUCUUUUGGUCUCCCUACCCUGGUAGUUUGCCUAAAUUUCAAUAUUUUAUAAAUUAUUUGAAUAAUUUUAGCCAAAACGGGUUGAUGUAAAAAAAAAACUUUCGGAUAAAUGUGAUUUUAAAAAGAUAUGAGAAAUAAUUUAUCUUUAGUAAAAAAAUCAUUGACUGUUGUUAGAUAAAUUUAGCAGUGGUUAAUAUUUAAUUGUUACCUGAUCUUAAAAAUCAGCCUUAAAACCUAUAAAAGUUUUUUUGUCAUGAGUUUGCUACUCUGGUUGCUGUAGAUGGUUUUCUGUUCUUUACUGCUGUUGUGUCUCAUUGUAAACAUAUGUAACACUGAGAAAUAUUAUAUAAAGUACUUUAUUUUCAGAAAACUGGAUACAAAAGGUUACAUAUUUUUUUUCUUGUUAAAAAACCCUUGUUUAUAGCCUUGAUUCAGGUCAGUGCAAGAAAAACAUGAGUGUAAUAUAAAGGCUUGUGCUAUAUUGCCUGUGACUAGAACAUACGCCAAAGACACUUAUGGUGAUGUUAUAAGUGUCUUUCUCCUAUGUGAAACUUGUUUGUGUAUUGCCUCUUAUUGUAUCCACUUAAUAUCUGGCUGCCCCAGUCACCAUACUGUUGUCAUCUGUGAAUAACACAUGUAGUACUGCAAUAUUCACUCAUUACUACGACUGGGUCACUGUACAGUAAGUCCACAACUUACAUAUUGGGGACCUGAAUUGUGUAUAAUAAUGAUAUAAUAAUAAUAUACACAAUGAUAAUAUACAGGUGCACAUCCCUUUAUCUGAAACCCUUGGAGCCUGUAUUGUUUCGAAUUUUAGACUUUUUCAAAUUUCAGAAUGAUUCUCAAUGCCGCCACAUGGUGGCGUGACCCAGCACGGAGAUGACUGAUACUCCACACUCCACGAAAAAACUUCGGUUUUUGAAACUUUUUUAAUUUCAGAAUUUCGGAUAAAGGGAUUUGAAUCUGUACAUGAUACAGAAGAUUCUCAACAUGUCUGUAAGUCGAGGAUUUACUGUACUCUCCGCACUACAUUUAUUGAGAUUGUCCGCCUGCAGGCAUUUCAACAAUUGAUGAAGCUCCUGCGAGUGAAAUAUGUCUAUAGUAAAUGUGCUAAUUGUUGGUAUUUAAUACCAUCUCUUAGCUGUUGUGGUUGCUGACUCCUGGUAUUUUAAAAACUAUAAAAGGCAUUAUAGAUAGAGGUGACCAUUGAUUGUUGGUUCAAGAAUCAUAUAGACUUUACAUUUGUUAUACUUAAGCUUUAUUUAUAAAAUGUGAUUUUAAUUUUGAUACCAUUUCAUAUAUAUGUGUUUUCAUAUUACAGAUUGAUGUUUGCGGAAGUUAAUUAGCAUUUCUCACCAUUACUUGAAAUUUCACUUGCUGACAACAGAAUAUAAGUCACUAAGGCUUCUUUCAAAAUGCCUAUGAGAGCAGUUUCUUCCAAAAAAAAAAAAAUUGACAUUACCUUUUCACUAUUAACCCUUAAACUGUCCAAACAUAGAUCUAUGUUUUUUUAUAUGCUUUCAAAUGGAGAAAGUAAAAGUCGGAGCGCUACGCGAGUGAAUGUAGAUCUACAUUUGGACAGUUUAAGGGUUAAGAAUUAUUAUUAUUAUUACAUUGGGAAGAGCUAAACCUACAGGGGUAAUACAGUACCUGGGACCUUUCAUUCUUUGGUAAUCCUUGAGUUUAAUCAAAUUCAUGUGGUAUGGUAUAUAUUUCUUCGGAAAGUCUUUCAAGGGCAGUGCCUUGAUUCUGGUGAAAGGCUCUUGAUUUAGUGAACUGGAGCUACCUUAAAGAACAAAAAGACACAAUACAGUGACUGGAACAAUACACAAAUAGUCUGCACGCAGGAAAGAGCAGCUUAUGAUGACAGUUCCGUCCAAGUCAGACCGAAAUGUCGUUGUGAGCUCCUCUCUCCUAUAUGCGGGUUAUUUGUGUAUGGAGCUCCCUU
Messenger RNA from Cherax quadricarinatus, 9497 nucleotides. RefSeq names its product Ran-binding protein M (gene RanBPM). NCBI's taxonomy places the organism in Eukaryota, Metazoa, Arthropoda, Malacostraca, Decapoda, Parastacidae. Gene Ontology annotation, molecular function: protein binding. The record is from RefSeq and is a predicted model, not a curated record.